GGGCGGGGCUAAUGUGAGGGCGGGGCUUACCGGGACUGGCUUCCCUUGAGGGGCGGGGCUAGCAGAAGAGGGGGCGUGGCGUACUCAGUGAGGGGCGUGGCCUACAGCUGAUAGGCUGGUGAGCCGAGCGGGCGGGGCUUGGAGAGGGGGCGGGGCGCGCUGCCGCUGGUUCCGGGGGGGGUGGUGCCGGCACCUGUCCGUCAGGGUCCGGCGUCCUGCCAUUGGCUCUCCACCUCCUUAGCUCCGCCCUCCGCCCCGGCAGCGGCGGGAAGGGGCGGGCCCGGUGCCGGUGCCCCGCGUUCAGUCCGGCCGAGCCCCCGCUCCCUCCAUGCCGCCCACCGUGGCCGUCGUGGGGGGCGGUAUCAGCGGCCUGGCCGCCUGCUACCACCUGGCCCGCAGCCCCCGCCCGCCCAAGGUGCUGCUGCUGGAGGCCGGCGCCCGCUUCGGGGGGUGGCUGCAGAGCACCCGCGCCCCCGACGGGGCCGUGUUCGAGCACGGGCCGCGGGGCAUCCGCCCCGGGGGGGCGGCGGGCACCGACACCCUGCACAUGGUCUCUGAGCUCGGCCUGGAGGGUGACAUCCUUCCCGUCCCCGGGGACCACCCGGCUUCCAGGAAUCGCUUCCUCUAUGUCAGGGGGGCCCUGCACAAACUGCCAUCGGGCUUGGGGGCCUUGCUGCGGCCGGUGUCCCCCUUCUCGCAGGCGCUGCUGUGGAGCGGGGUGCGGGACCUGCUGGCACCGGCCGGGACGGAGCCCGACGAGAGCGUCCACGCCUUCGUUCAUCGCCGUUUCGGCCGGGAGGUGGCCGACAUCGCCGUGGACAGUUUGUGCCGGGGGGUUUUCGCCGGGGAUUGUCGGGCGCUGAGUAUCCGUUCCUGCUUCCCCGCGCUUUUCCAAGCGGAACGGCGACGGCGCUCCGUCCUGCUGGGGAUGGCGCUGGGCUCCGGGAAGGAGCGCGGGGCCGAGUCGGGGCUGAGCCGCCGGGCGCGGGCCGAGCGCUGGAGCCAGUGGUCGCUGCGGGGGGGGAUGCAGACCCUGCCCGAGGCUUUGGUGGCGUUUCUGCGCCCCCGCGGCGUCGAGCUGCGGUGCCACGCGCCCCUGCGCCGCCUGCGCCCACGGCCCGACGGCCGAUGGCAGCUCACCCUACCCGACGGCACCCUGACGGCUGACCACGUCAUCAGCGCCCUCCCAGCCGCAGCCCUGGCUGAGGUGCUGCCGGAGGAGGCCGAGCCGCUGGCGCGGGAGCUGCGCCGCAUCCCGGCCGUGUCGGUGGCCGUGGUGAACCUGCAGUACCAGGGCGUCACGUUGCCCGUCACGGGUUUCGGGCACUUGGUGCCCUCCUCCGAGGACGCUUCCCUCCUGGGCAUCGUCUACGACUCGGUGGCCUUCCCCGAGCACGACGGCACGGGAGCCGGCUCCGUGCGGCUGACGGUGAUGCUGGGAGGCGCCUGGUUCGGGCAGAGCUUCGGGGACCCGGCCUCGGCGUCACCGUCGCUGUUGCUGCAGCGGGCGCAGGCGGCCGCGCGCGACCAGCUGGGCCUGGAGCCCCCCCCGACACGCUCCAUCCUCAGGGUGCACCAGGCCUGCAUCCCCCAGUACACGCUGGGCCACUGGCAGCGCACAGAGCGCAUCGGCCGGUUCCUGGCGGAGCGGCGCCUGCCCCUCAGCCUCAUCGGAGCCUCCUACGCCGGCGUCUCCGUCAACGACUGCAUCGCCAGCGCCAAAGCGGCCGUGGGGCAGCUGCUGGGGGGGCUGCGCUGAGCCCCAGCGUCCCCCCCCCCGUGGCAGUAGGACAAAGUGUUGGUUGUUUUUUUUUUUUUUUUUUAAUUGAAAAACCCUUAUAAAGGUCCAGGGAGCGGCUCAUAAAUAGAAUAAAUAACCGUGUGCCGGC
This is a messenger RNA of Chroicocephalus ridibundus (black-headed gull), 1889 nucleotides long. It is a transcript of the gene PPOX, whose product is annotated as protoporphyrinogen oxidase. Gene Ontology annotation, biological process: porphyrin-containing compound biosynthetic process. NCBI's taxonomy places the organism in Eukaryota, Metazoa, Chordata, Aves, Charadriiformes, Laridae. Gene Ontology annotation, molecular function: protoporphyrinogen oxidase activity, oxygen as acceptor. The transcript is spliced from 12 exons. The record is from RefSeq and is a predicted model, not a curated record. Bases 329 to 1759 code for a protein of 476 amino acids.